GAUAUUUCCAGCAGUGUUGAGUGGUGUUGUGGUCAUACAAAUAAAUCGACGAUUUCGAGAAGUACUAAUGUGUUGUUUGUGAAAGAUCGUGAUGGCUGGGUUUCUCGAAGUUCUGUUGGGCGCCUAUGGCGUCAAUGUGAAAUCAUAUAGACAGCUCCGGGGUGGGACGAAACUGUUAGAGCUGUUUUCCAUAUCGGCCACAAACUCGCCGCAAGAUAACUUUCGCCGCCUGAAAGCACAUCUCCGGAAUUUUUUCCCCCAAAUCGAAGGGUCCCUUUGUGUCGGGAAAUGUGCUCGUGGAGAGCGACUCGAAUUGUGUUACGUAGCGGCAUUAUCAGUGGGUGCACUGAUCGCACAGGAUCUCUCGAAAGCGUCCUCGUCCCUGGAUCAGAGUCUGCCCGAGCGACUUCGAAACCUCUGCGCAUACCAGGGAGCCGAAGUGGACUCCAUUAAGGAGUUUUGUGAGAUUGUCUUCAGAGACGAAAACGUACCGAACAAGAUCAAGCAGCUUCUGUCGACCUGGAUGGAAAACACAGAGAACGAUGUUUCGACGUCGAGUGGUUCAUCUCUGAAUUCCUCGGUGGCGUCGAUACACAGCAGGGCUCCACUUUCGCCGCUGAAUGCCGUUUUGCGGACUCCGGAAAACCGGCUGCGGGUCCGGGAGAAGUACAACCAAGAGGUGGUGAAACUUCGCGGCGAUUUGCUCAUCAUGCGAGAACGCUAUGACCAUCUCGAGGCGGAUAUGAAACAGCAAGCCGACACGAAAGAUCGAGAGCUGAAAGAGUUACAGAACCGAGUUCGUUUCCUCCGGGAAAUCAUCGACUCGGAAUCGGAAGAAAGUCGCAAUAAUGCUCCUGCGGUUCAAAACGAAGUCUCCGCCGGUCGGCUGAAAAUGCUCCAGAAACAAGUGCAACAACUACAAGAGUUCGAGCAGAAGUUUUUCGAUGAGAAACUCCGCGCAGAGGAACUAGAGACGAAACUCGUUCAGGAUGAGAAGAAAAUUAAGGACCUCAAAGCAAGGAUUCAAAUCCUUGAAGCCACGAUAUUCGAACGGGACGAAGAAUUAUCACAAGCUGCCGAUGAGAUGAGCGCUCUGAGAGACCGGCUUGAAGAGCAGCGUAUCAAUAUCUCCCUUGUAAGGCACCGAAGCCGUUCCCACGACACAUUGGACAGCGUGCCUGACGGGGAGAACCUCGGGGACGCAGUGCAGGACCUGAUCGUCGCCGAGCUCAGAACAAACAGUGAUCAACUCCGGGACGAGCUCGAGACAGCGAAGAAUGAACUCGCCACCAAGAACAUGGAGGUUGCAGAUUUGCAGCUAUCGAAUCAGAUGAAGCGAGAGCAGGUGGGAGAGUUGGAAGUCCAAGUGGAAGCACUAAGAGCGCAAAUCCGAAGCCACAUAGAAACCAUCACACAAGCAGCCAAUCAAGCGAAUGAGCUUUCGACGAAACUGCAAUCAGCUCAGAGCGAGAGUGAGCGUCUCCGUUACGAACUGGGAAGUAUGACAGAGGUCAAACAGAAACUCGAAGAGAGAAGGAAGUAUUUGGAAAAUAAAGUCCAUCUGCUCAAGGCGCAGAUCGACGAAACGCAGAGCAAGUUCAAUGAAAUGGAUCGUAUCAAGAGCUUGAUCGAGGAACAGCUAAAAGCUCAAAACACGCUCAUAGACGAUCUGCGUUCUCAAGUCGCCGAAAAGACUGCCCGGAUCUCCUGUGUCGAGGCUGAGCUUUCGAAGGCGACGAGUUCCUUCACGGAAACUCUGAAGUCGAUGAACGCUCAGCUCAGCGACGACCGUAAAAUUCAUUCGGAGGAGAAAGCGAAGAUGGAGCGACGCAUCACGACUCUCGAGCAAGACUUGAAUGACACAAACCUGCAAAGGCAAACUCUGUGCUCCGAGAUAGAGAAAUUGAAGAUCGAACGUGCCGAAAUACACACACAGCUCAAUAUUCAGCUCGAGACCCAAUCGAAAAUGAAGAGAGAAAUUUCGAUGCUGGAAGAGACUCUUCGGCUCGAGGUAGAAGCGAGACAGACUUUCGAGACCUCUUUCAAACAAGCAGUUGCGGAAGUUAACAAUUUCAAGGUCGUUAACGAGCAGCUGAAAAUCGAAGUCGAACAGCUUCGGUCAUCGGAGAGAAGCAUGAAGGAGCACCUGGAGCAGGAUCAGCAGUCUCUGAUCGAGACGCGCGAGAAUCUGAAGGUUCUGGAAGAAAAACACCGAGAUAUGAAGAAGACUUACAUCGCGAACAGCACUCAGCUGGAAGAAAUGAGGGAACUUCUCGAAACGCGUAAGGGCGAGAACGCUGAGCUGAGAGAAAUUCAAGGAAAGCUUCAGACGACCGUGGAGGAGCAGGCUCGAGAAAAAGCUGCGCUGGAAGCGGAGAUCUCCGAGCUCAAAGACGCGCUCGCCUCAGAAGCGGCAGACAAGCUCUUCAUGGAGGACGCAUUGAAACAGGCUUCAGCCACGAUUUCUGAGAAAGACUCCUUCAUCAGCAGUCAAAACGCUAUCCUGACGCAGAUGGAAAGCGAAGUGCAAACCCUUAAAAGUCAGCUCACUACGAGGGAUCAGCAAUGGAGCGAAUCCAAUGAGGCUCAGGAACAAUUGCGCAAGGAGGCGGAUUCAGCGAAGGCCGCUCUCGAGCGUCUCGAGUCGCAGACGGCCCUACGCGAGAAGGAUCUCGAAGACAGCGUCAAGGAGCUGCAAGAACUUCUGGAAGGCAGCAAGAAAUCACUCCAUGCUUACGAGGAGCAAAUCGAAUCUCUCACGCAAUCGACGGAAAUCUUGCACAAAGAAAGAGCUCUGCAAAUCGAAGCUGAAGCGAGGAAUGAGUCGGAGCUGAGACGACUGCAAAAUCUGUUGGACGCUUGCAAUAUUGAUUUGGGGGCGAAGAAGUCAGAGCUUGAAGCGGCGUUGUCAGAGUUUGAAUCGAAGUCGAAUGAAUCAAAGGAUGCUUACGAGCAGGAAAUCCGUACGCUUGUGGAGCGGGUUUCCGCUCUAGAGAACCGGGAGAAAGACUUAGAGCUCGAACUCGAACAGAGCCGCGAGAAAUCACGCGAAGACGGGCUUCGCAUUGCUGGCCUUUCCGAGAAGAUUGCGGCUCAGGAAAAAGAGCUACAGACAGGAAGCGAGGAAGCCGAAGAGGCCGCGAAACAACUCGAAAGGGAGAGAACCACGCUUCAGGAGGCCAUCAGCAGAGCGGAAACGGAGAUAAAGGAUCUCCGCGACGAAAUGAAUCGUCUCGCGAACAAGCUGAAGGAGGAAAGCAAUGAAAAGGAAAAGCUCGCGGUCGAGCUUGAUGCACUCAAAGCCGAGCAGGCGAGCAUGGUAGCGGAACUCUCGGAGCUCCGAUCGAGAGAGUCGUCAAGGGCUGCUGGCGACGUGGAGCUCUGGAGGAACUUCAGGAGAAGUCUCGUGGACAAACUCGAGCAUGUCGACGUGCAGGCCCCGGUUAUGAACGACGACGAACUUCUUGGUGUUGUUGACAGGGCGCUGGAGAAUCAACGCAAGGUCAAGGAACUCCAGAUCGAGAAUCAAAGCUUGAGCAGAUCGGUUCGAAAUGCUGAAGACAACAUCAGGUGCCGCAUCGUAGAGCUGACGAGCGACAAUGAUCAGCUGAAGCGGAAACUGCGGGAGGCGUCGAGCGAAUUGAAUCGUUGCCAGGACGAACUGAAAGAAAUCACCGCGACAGUCAUCAGAGCCAAGAAUGGAGAUACGAUCGAUGGUGGGAUAUUGAGCUCAUUGUGUCGUGAUAUCCUGAACAUGGCGGUCACAUCUCAAGACAACGCCACCACUAAGAAGGAAGUCACGGAGCUGCGGCUGGCGCUCAGCAAGAGCUGCCGCGACACCGAACGUCUCCAAGCCCAAGUAGAGCAAUUGCAGAAAGCAAAAGAUGAACUACAGAGAGUCCGUGAAGAGAGAGAUCAAAUGAUGGAGCAGCUGAGGAUUCACCGCGAAAACGAGCAACUCGGUAUCCAUAGCGAGAAGCAACACGAAGCGACGAUGGAGCUCGUCAAGGAAGGUUACGAUCUAGAGGUCGAACGACUCCGCAGCGAGCUCCAACGAUCUACUAACGAUCUUGCCCGCACGAGGUCCGAGCUGAAGAACACCCAGGAAUACGUAUCCACGCUUCUGGAAAAAUACGAUAAAACGAAAGAGUACAGUCUGAAGAAGAUAUCCGGCCUGCACGAUAUCAUUUAUCAGAACAAUAUACCUUUGCCUAGAGCCAGACGCAAGAGUCCCAACCAGACCGGUCUCCCAAUAUCUUCGAGACACAGUGACACUUCUGCCGACGAUGUCGAGCGGAAAUUGCGGGAGAAAGACGAAGAAAUCCGAAGGCUGCGCUUGGCAAAAAGUGAGCUGGAGAAGAGAGUUUGCGCAGCCACGGUCAACGAGCGGAUGGCUGCAGGAAUCAGCGACUUGAACUCAUCCAGAGCCUACACCUCGAUGCUGGACAUCGAAAGACAACGCAUGCCGCCGCCUCCUCCGCCCUCUGGCGAUUAUCUAAGGGAUCAUUAUUCUUGUGUUGACGACGAUCGAGCAUGGAAAGAGUUCCGUGAACCUUGCAAGUUCUCAGCUUCCAUAUGUUCCGACUACGAUUCGUUCUCAGUGAAGAGCAUGCCAGCCAUGUACCAUCAGGAUCGGAAUCCGAUGCAGCGGAGCUUCUCGACGCGGUCCUUAUUGUUCGAUCACGAUACGUCCCGCAGCAGUCAGAGACCCCAUGCUUCACAUCUCCUGCUUCGGUCUUCAACGUGCUCUCACCGAGGAGCGUCGUGUCUCUCCAGCUCCAAAUUUGUGCCGCAUGAAGAAGAUUUCCCUAGUCCUCCGGCCAUGUACGACAAGCCUCUACCGACUCACACAGACCCGAAGUUGAGCAAUACUUUCGAGAGUAUCAAUGAUCUGAACUAUAAAUGUCGUGGAGGGCGUUCUGUAGGUUUGGGUGGCCUUGGAUUAGGGGACGAUGAAGAAGCGCAGUUCAUGAACCCUAAGAACUUGGAAGAGUUGAAAAACGGAGGUCCUAAAACCCCUCCGGAUUCCCACCGGAGCUCUAUUCUGAAACAGCGUAACUCUCAGGUUCCUCCGCAUCUCCGGUCCUCGUAUCCGGUGGAAACUCAAAACGGGAAAAUUCCUGUCACCCCCUUGUUGCAAAAGAAACGAUUGCCUUGA
Messenger RNA from Galendromus occidentalis (western predatory mite), 5158 nucleotides. RefSeq names its product myosin-10. The record is from RefSeq and is a predicted model, not a curated record. Bases 92 to 5158 code for a protein of 1688 amino acids. The transcript is spliced from 18 exons. Lineage: Eukaryota; Metazoa; Arthropoda; Arachnida; Mesostigmata; Phytoseiidae.